GCUGCCGCCGCCGCCGCCGCCGCCGCCGCCGCUGCGAGCUCGAUGCGGACGGAGCCUGGGCCGGGCCAUGGGGAUCCUCAGCAUCACGGACCAGCCGCCCCUGGUCCAGGCCAUCUUUAGCCGAGAUGUGGAGGAAGUGCGUUCCCUCCUCUCGCAGAAGGAGAACAUCAAUGUGCUGGACCAAGAGAGGCGAACCCCAUUGCAUGCUGCUGCCUACGUAGGCGAUGUCCCCAUCCUCCAGUUGCUACUGAUGUCAGGUGCUAAUGUUAAUGCUAAGGACACACUGUGGCUGACCCCUCUUCAUCGUGCCGCUGCUUCCCGAAACGAGAAGGUGCUGGGGCUGCUGCUGGCACACUCAGCUGAUGUGAAUGCCCGGGACAAGCUGUGGCAGACACCACUGCACGUGGCUGCUGCCAACCGGGCCACCAAGUGCGCCGAGGCUCUGGCACCCCUGUUGAGCAGCCUCAAUGUGGCAGACAGGAGCGGACGCAGUGCCCUGCACCAUGCAGUACACAGUGGGCAUCUUGAGACGGUGAACCUGCUCCUCAACAAGGGAGCCAGCCUGAACGUCUGUGAUAAAAAGGAGCGGCAGCCACUGCACUGGGCAGCAUUUCUAGGGCAUUUGGAGGUCCUGAAACUGCUGGUGGCACGUGGGGCAGACCUCGGCUGCAAAGACCGGAAGGGCUAUGGGCUGCUGCACACGGCUGCGGCCAGCGGCCAGAUUGAAGUGGUGAAGUACUUGCUCCGGAUGGGGGCUGAGAUUGAUGAGCCCAACGCCUUUGGAAACACAGCUUUGCACAUCGCUUGCUACCUGGGCCAGGACGCUGUGGCCAUUGAAUUGGUGAACGCAGGAGCCAACGUCAACCAGCCAAAUGACAAGGGCUUCACACCACUGCACGUGGCGGCUGUCUCCACCAAUGGCGCGCUCUGCCUGGAGCUGUUGGUCAAUAACGGGGCUGAUGUCAACUACCAGAGUAAAGAAGGAAAAAGCCCUCUGCACAUGGCGGCCAUUCAUGGCCGUUUCACACGUUCCCAGAUCCUCAUUCAGAAUGGUAGCGAGAUUGAUUGUGCUGACAAGUUUGGGAACACACCACUACAUGUAGCGGCUCGCUACGGACACGAGCUGCUCAUCAGCACUCUCAUGACCAAUGGCGCGGAUACCGCCCGGCGCGGUAUCCACGACAUGUUCCCCCUGCACUUAGCUGUUCUCUUUGGAUUCUCAGACUGCUGCCGGAAGCUUCUUUCCUCAGGCCAGCUGUACAGCAUCGUGUCUUCACUCAGCAAUGAGCAUGUGCUUUCCGCUGGGUUUGACAUCAACACACCCGACAGCCUUGGCCGCACCUGUCUCCAUGCUGCUGCUUCUGGAGGGAAUGUUGAAUGUCUUAAUUUGCUGCUGAGCAGUGGAGCUGACCUGAGGAGGAGAGACAAAUUUGGAAGGACCCCACUGCACUAUGCAGCUGCCAACGGUAGCUACCAGUGCGCAGUGACCCUGGUGACCGCCGGGGCGGGCGUCAAUGAGGCUGACUGCAAAGGCUGUUCUCCUCUGCACUACGCUGCUGCCUCUGACACCUACCGGAGAGCGGAACCCCACACUGCUUCCAGCCAUGAUGCUGAAGAGGAUGAGCUACUGAAGGAGUCCCGUAGGAAGGAGGCCUUCUUCUGUCUGGAGUUCUUAUUGGAUAAUGGUGCAGACCCCUCCCUGCGGGACAGGCAGGGCUACACAGCCGUGCACUAUGCAGCCGCCUAUGGUAACAGACAGAACCUCGAACUGCUCUUAGAAAUGUCCUUUAACUGCCUGGAGGAUGUGGAGAGCACUGUUCCAGUCAGCCCUUUGCACUUAGCUGCCUACAAUGGUCACUGUGAAGCCCUGAAGACACUGGCUGAGACGCUGGUGAAUCUGGACGUCAGGGACCACAAGGGCCGGACGGCGCUCUUCCUGGCCACUGAGCGAGGCUCUACGGAGUGUGUGGAGGUGCUUACAGCCCAUGGUGCCUCUGCCCUCAUCAAGGAGCGUAAACGCAAGUGGACACCCCUACAUGCUGCUGCCGCCUCUGGCCACACUGAUUCCCUGCACUUGCUGAUUGACAGUGGGGAGCGAGCUGACAUCACAGACGUCAUGGACGCCUAUGGACAAACCCCACUGAUGCUGGCCAUUAUGAAUGGUCAUGUGGACUGUGUACAUCUGCUGCUAGAGAAAGGAUCCACGGCCGAUGCUGCUGACCUUCGAGGCCGCACCGCCCUCCACCGUGGGGCAGUGACUGGCUGUGAGGACUGCCUGGCUGCCCUGCUGGACCACGAUGCAUUUGUGCUGUGCCGAGACUUUAAGGGCCGCACGCCUAUCCAUCUGGCCUCGGCCUGUGGCCACACUGCAGUGCUGCGGACCCUGCUGCAGGCCGCUCUUUCCACAGACCCCCUGGAUGCCGGUGUGGAUUACAGCGGAUACUCGCCCAUGCACUGGGCCUGCUACACUGGACAUGAAGAUUGUCUGGAGUUGUUACUUGAACACAGCCCAUUCUCUUACUUGGAGGGAAACCCCUUCACUCCUUUGCACUGUGCAGUAAUUAAUAACCAGGACAGCACCACAGAGAUGCUGCUGGGAGCUCUGGGUGCCAAGAUUGUGAACAGCCGAGACGCCAAAGGACGGACCCCCCUUCACGCCGCUGCCUUCGCGGACAAUGUCUCUGGGCUCCGGAUGCUGUUGCAGCAUCAAGCUGAAGUGAACGCCACUGACCACACUGGCCGCACCGCACUCAUGACGGCAGCCGAGAAUGGGCAGACGGCUGCUGUGGAAUUUCUGCUGUAUCGAGGGAAGGCAGACCUGACUGUGCUGGACGAGAACAAGAACACUGCCCUGCACUUGGCUUGUAGCAAGGGCCAUGAGAAAUGUGCCCUCAUGAUCCUGGCAGAAACCCAAGACCUUGGCCUUAUCAAUGCUACCAACAGUGCGCUGCAGAUGCCACUCCACAUUGCUGCCCGGAAUGGUCUAGCUUCUGUGGUGCAGGCCCUGCUGAGUCGUGGGGCCACAGUGCUGGCUGUGGAUGAAGAAGGUCACACCCCAGCACUGGCCUGCGCUCCCAACAAAGACGUGGCAGACUGCCUGGCCUUGAUCCUUUCCACCAUGAAGCCUUUCCCGCCCAAGGACGCCGUCAGCCCUUUCAGCUUCAGCCUGCUCAAGAACUGCGGCAUCGCAGCCGCCAAGACGGUGGGUGGCUGUGGCGCCCUGCCUCACGGGACCUCCUGUCCCUACAGCCAGGAGCGGCAUGGCGCCAUUGGGUUAGAUGGCUGCUACUCUGAGUAGCCCCUCCAGUGUCCCUCUCCCUGCCGGUGGCUUGAUACCUUACUCUAUUUAUUUAGAAGAAAAACCUAAACAUUUAGGGCACUUUAAAGGAGAACACGACUGGGUCUGGGCAGGGGGCACUGGGGAGCUGCUGCUGCUGCUGCUGCUCACCCCUUUGCCACACCAUCCUGGCCUGGCAGAGGCCUGGGACCCACAGGGAGCACCCCAGGCUCUUGGUACCCCCAGGGCAACCCCUUCUGCCAAGUGUCCCAAAAUGAUUUCUAAAUGCCUGGCUCCCUCCUUGACUCCAUCUCUCAGUUCCCCCGUUUGCUGCCAGCUCCCCAACUCUUCCUCUGACUCUCCUCUCUGUCCCGCCUCCCCUCGCCCUGCUGCCAGGCAGACCCCCCCUUCCAUACCCAUCACUGCCUCCCCGCUUGGCCCUCCAUCCCUGCAGCAGUGAGAAGCCUUAAUUUCUGGUACUGUGUGAGCACUCUGGGGGUGUCCCCCUCCCUCUUCAGGGGCAGCUAGAGGACGAGGGGGGAGGGUAUUCAGCACUGGGGCCUAGAGCUUCCCCCCAUAUCCUAUCAUCCCUGAAAUUCAAAUGCAGACACUUGAAGCAGCAACUACUGAACCUGGCCCUUACCCCGCUCCCCUGGCUCCUCAUGUGCAAACCAAGGGCUGCUCCUGCCCCCACAGCCUGCUCCUGCCCCCACAGCCUGCUCCUG
Messenger RNA from Peromyscus eremicus (cactus mouse), 4002 nucleotides. RefSeq names its product ankyrin repeat domain 52 (gene Ankrd52). The record is from RefSeq and is a predicted model, not a curated record. Bases 68 to 3298 code for a protein of 1076 amino acids. The transcript is spliced from 28 exons. Gene Ontology annotation, molecular function: protein binding. NCBI's taxonomy places the organism in Eukaryota, Metazoa, Chordata, Mammalia, Rodentia, Cricetidae.